Parnassius apollo (apollo) is the source of this 1116-nucleotide messenger RNA. The record is from the annotation of a GenBank genome assembly. NCBI's taxonomy places the organism in Eukaryota, Metazoa, Arthropoda, Insecta, Lepidoptera, Papilionidae.
AUGCUCGUAACGAUUUCUCUGUUUUUAGCAGCAUGUGGGUUAGUUCAGAGUUCUGGCGUCAACUUACUAGCUCCAGCUGGUGCACCAGCGCCUGUCGUUACGGCAUCAAGUUCCCAGUACUUUGAGAGAAACUUCAAUCGUUUAGUGCCCGCACAGCCAGCUUUACAACCAGUAUAUCCAGUGGCCCCGCCACCUCCAGUGGUAGAAGUCGCUAGAGCUCCAACGUUUGUGCCCGUUGCACCGGCUUCUCCGGUAAUACCAGUAGCUCAAGUUCCAAACGUAAUUCGAGUGGCUCCUGUUCCUCGGGUAGUUCCAUUCCUGCCAGCAAGACCAGUUUUUGGCGAACCGACGACGAAAAAUAAUCAAGAACCAGCAACGCCUGUAAAUCCUCAACAAAAUAUUCCUGCUGAUCCAAACGUGGCUUUUGCUGUGGCGACUGCAAACGCGGCUGCACCAGUAGCAACAAUAUUGCUUCCACCGUAUCCGUUUGGACCACCUCCAUCCCUAGGAUUUAUACCCCCAUGGCCAGUGUUUAAUACACCAGAAGUAAAGCGUGAAAACGAAAGUACAACAACAAGCACAACGCGAACACAGGCAACAACAACAGAGAGGGAAAGUGAAACCACAACACCUGUUCCUUCAAAUGUCGAUAACAGUUUUGCUCAAGCAUUACCUUCUAAUGAUAAUGUAAAUUUCAGACAGUAUCUUCCACCACCUUUCCAGCUACCAUUAGAACCAUAUUCACCACCUAUGGGGAGACCACAGACAGCCAGACCACCACAAGCGAAGCCCCAGAAAGUUAAAACAGCAGUCGAAGUAGUGCCAGUCCCAUUAACGUAUAUUGCACCACCUCCGCUAAAGAAACAUCACCCCGUGAAAUUAAUUAAAGUAACAAAGCAUAUUCAUACAUUUAUUCCCACUGGUAAAAUUAUAAUAAGACCAGUCUCAUAUAGAACGCGAGCAAAACCUGCAUAUGUUAUAGUAUACAGAAAACCUACAUUUGCAAAGAAAGUGGCAGCAGGUUACCCUCAAGCUGUAUCCAGUCGUUCAAAAUCAAGGGAUGUUGAACCUACUACCUUUAGAUCUGUAAUAAGACCUAAUAUUAGAUCACCGUGA